This is a messenger RNA of Musa acuminata AAA Group (dessert banana), 4058 nucleotides long. RefSeq lists its product as uncharacterized. The transcript has 5 exons. The coding region runs from base 243 to 1412 and encodes 389 amino acids. The record is from RefSeq and is a predicted model, not a curated record. NCBI's taxonomy places the organism in Eukaryota, Viridiplantae, Streptophyta, Magnoliopsida, Zingiberales, Musaceae.
GUUUCCGAGCCUGCUCCCAGCGAGAUCGGACCUAACGCCACCACAACCAAAAAGGCAACGACAACAGCAAAGCUGAACGAAGAGGAAGAGAGCACGAAUAGGUGGAGAAGGACUACCUCUGUCUUCUUCUUCCACCUACUCGACUUCCUCCGCAGCCAAAGGCAGGGAAUUCCGCUGAUGUGUGAUGCGAUGCAGGCCUUCUUCCGCCUCGAGCCAUAGCAGCAGUGGUGGUGGGCAAACUGAUGGCACCGCCGCGCAAGAAGUGGACGGAGGAGGAGGAGCGAUCCCUCCUCGAUAAGUACGCCGAGAUGGCUGCUGACGAGUCCCUUUCCCGCCUCCGCACCCGCGAGCGCCGCUUCCGCCCCAUCGCUGCCCACGUCAACGCUCGCCACCACGCCGCCGACCCCGCCGCCUACCCCUUCCUCUGGUCCUGGAAAGACGCCGCCACCAAGGUGCACAACAUGCGCCACCAGUACCUCCUCGUCAAGCGCAAGCUUCUCGUCCUCAACCGAACCUCCUCGUUUUCAUGUUCCGCCGACGCUGCCAUCGACGACUGGGCCAAGCAAGGCAUCUCCCACUGGCCCAACUUCCUCCGCUACCGCUCCAUCUUCGGCGAUGCAUCCUUACCGCCGGCGGACCCCGCCCCUGUUCCCGGGGUCCCCUUCGAUGAUGACGGCGAACUUGGCCUAGGGUUAGCCUUCGACUGCUGCACCGAAGGCGCCAGCGAGGGAGCCGAUCGUGAGAUCGAGGACAACGAGGGUUUUGAUUUCGAUGAUGUGACCCCUGUCUCCGCCGCGGUGCCACAGCAACUCUUGCCGCCUCCGGUGGUGGAGAUGGGCACGACGAAGAGGAGAAAGAAGAAUCGUACUGAGCAGCGGCGAGCGCUGGCUACUUGGUGGGGGUGGGAGGCGAGGAUGGAGGAGAGGGAGGCGGAACGGGAGAGUUUGAGGAGGGAGAGGAAACGGACGGCGGAGCAGGUGGAGGAGGAAAGGGAGCAGGGGAGGAGACAGGCAAAGCAGCAGUGGAGGGAGGAGGACCUGGAGUGGGAGGAGAGGAUGGAAGUGAAGAGGGCAGAAUGGAGGAAGCGGUUGGAGGGGAUGCUGAAGGCACACCAGGUUGAGAUGGAGCAGGUCCAGGCUCAAAUCCUCCAUGAGCAACAGACUGUGGUCGGUCAGCUCCUGGGAGCGCUAUCUCAAUGGGUGGCAAGCCCUGUGUUUGGAGGGUUCUCGGAUGGCGGCAGUGGUGCCGGAAUGGGAAAUCACCACCAUGAUCACCAUCAACACCACCACCAACCCAUGCCAUAUCUGUCUCAAAUGAUGCAGGGGUUGCACCACCAUGUUAACGGAAUUGUUUCAGCAGAGAAUCGGAUUGAUGGGGAUGCACAUGAGGAUCAUUUUAUUGUUGAUCAUUGAUUGAAUUUGGUAAUUUUGAUCACUUAUAUCACAAUAAGGGAUGUAAUGAGAUCACUCAGAUGGAGUAUUGUAGUGGCAGGCGUUUGCAGGAGGACGAAGCAUAAUGCUUAGUGAUCAGAAUUGGAUUUUUGUAAAUGGCUUCAUGCUGGAUUGGAGAUUUUGGAGGACAUACAGUGACAGCAUACAAAUCCAUUGUGUGGUGUUCAAAGUUCAGAAUGUUGAAAAAUAAUGUUUAUAUAUACAGCUCUGAGCAGAAAUAAUGUUCAGAAGCAUUGCACAUCAUGCUUCUGAACACUGAAAUUUGGGUAACAGAAGCUGCAGGAAGAAUUAUUCUUCAGGGAGAUAGCUUUUAGAUAGAGUUGUCUUUUAACAUGGAAGGGCUUGGCUGUAUUGGCUCUUCUACUAUGGACUCAUUGGGUGCUCUGCUGCUGGAAUUAUGGUCCUGACUGUAUAUCAGGAGAAUUUUGCUACCGCAGCCUUUAUGGAUGGAGUGGAUACAUGUGCAGUUCUCCGCUCAGCAGAGCAUCGUCAGGCAGAAGUUGGUAACAAACAAUAUCGGCAGAUGAAGAAGGGAUGCACCAUAUAAAUGAGCUUUUGUUUUGGUAACUUGGGUUUAUAGAAUGGCUAAGAGAAAAGUUAGGGAUGACAAUAAGAGCUGGAAUACUGGAUGCUUGUUUAGCUCAUCUGAAAGUGAUUUAGAAGUCAUGCAGGCUGUCAUUGUUGCAACAAUCAUGCAUAUACCUUGCAGUUUCAAAUUCAACAAAUGAAGCUGCAAUUACUUUGGAGUACUUGGAUGAGUCAGUGGUUUCUGAUUCAAAGAGGUAUACUUCUACAACUGAAUCUUAGAUGAUGAGGUUGUUCAAAAUUUUGAAGGUUUAUUUUCUGUAUUGUUCGACACCAAAGUGGUUUAAGGCAGCAGCUAAAUAAAUAUUAGUUGUUUUGAGUUUCAUAGUGUGUCUCAUCCAAUGGAUUGGAUUUUCUUUACAUCGUAAAGUGUUCAUUUUUUUGAUUGAGUUAUAAUUCUCAAUCAAAAUAACCAGGUUAAUUUAGCUUAACCCAGCCUGACUGCCAGAGUUCAAUAAACUCAAAAACUUUUCUGUUUUGCUUUUAACAUAGAUGACUACAUGGUUAUCUGCAAUAAAGAUGAAUAUUGCAAAAUAAUGCAUAUUCUUAGGGUAAUUUAUGUCGCAUGGUUAUGUUAAAAUCUUCUAGAAGAAUAUGUAUUAUUACUUGUACUUUAAACAGUCCACUUGUGAGUAAUUAGAUGCCUAUUAAAUAAAUUAACGAAUAUAACAAAUUGAGAUAUGCACAACUCUUUCAAUAAUCUCAUGGAUGACAUAAUUCUUGAGAUCAAAAGGUAGCACUUACUACAUAGAGGGAAUUCCAAAGAGGUUUGUAAAAAAUGUGCAUUUAUGUUCCUUGUGCUAGUGAUAUUUAAAAUGCAACAAACAAAAUAAAGAAAUUGAACUCACAGUACUCAAUUUGCCGUUCGGUGCCUAAACGUUCUCAUCUGCAUGCCCAUAAACCAUCAAUACCUCGAUCUCAUCCAUGACUGGUAGAAGUAGAUGGACAAUAUCAGGCAUUUGAACAACCGCAGCAGAAGAACAGAAUUGCCUUUGUUAAUUUCUUAAUCAUCUUAAUCUUCUUUUUUGUUCUCAUAAGACAAUAUCAGGAUGAGAUGCUGUCUGCCAUAGUUCUCUAGCUCUCCAUCGAAUGAAGAAAGAUCAAGGAUGGAAGUCCAGGAGGGUGGUGCAGAGGCUUCAGAUUCCUUGUGGGGACAUCAAAAUUAAGAAUAGAUCUGCAUCUGCUCUAGCACAUGCCCGAAGCUGUCGAUUGGUUUCUCCGUGGUAUGGUUGUGGACUCCCUCGUAAGUCGUCUCCACAAUGCCUUCGUCUUUGGAUAGCCGCUGCACUUGCUUCUUCACAUUGCAGCCUUGAUGUGUGCACCGGUAGUAGCUUCUGCAGCCAAAAGAAUCCAUAGUUCAAAGGAUUAGAGAGAGAGAGAGGGAGCUGAAAGUGCACAGGAAGCAUGAGAUGAUAAGAUUAAGACCAACCUUGGGAACUUGUUAUUCUUCACUGCCUUCUGGCCGUACUUCCUCCAGCGAUAGCCAUCGUCGAGUAUGUCCACAUGACUCCUGGUGUGGAAGGCGUACCGCUGCUUCUGCUGCUGCACCUUCUUCUCCUCCUCGAGAGGCGAUUCCACCUGAUGAGCUCCUUGCGCUUCAGAUGGAACCUGGGCGCUACUGAUCAUAUCGGACGGCUAGCUAGGAAGGAGCGCCGAGGGGAAGGCAAGGCAGACGACGGUGGUCGUUGCAGGGAGCUUUCCAUGUAUAUAUGGAGUGGUGGGUGGACGGUGGCGGCUGUUGGGGGAGAGAAGAGAGAGAGAGAGAGAGAGAGAGAGAGAGAGAGUCGUGACCGGCAAGCAAGCGAAGGGUGCCGCCAUUCAUUGUAAAGGGUGGAUGAGACUUCGGCCACGUGUCCGCGUGCGAAAUGGUUCUCAAGAUUGCAUCAACUUGUGCAUCUGUUGUUUGCUAAUCUCGAUGCAAUUUGAAUCGUUUUUAGUGCAAAUCAUGUUAGCUCGUGACCUUUAAUUUAAUGUACAUAAAAAUGUGCGGAGUUCUAUAGUAUUCGUACGUGUUUCUCGAUU